Symbiodinium natans is the source of this 1551-nucleotide messenger RNA. The record is from the annotation of a GenBank genome assembly. NCBI's taxonomy places the organism in Eukaryota, Dinophyceae, Suessiales, Symbiodiniaceae.
AUGCAUUUGACAGCCACCCAUGCAGAUCACAGAUCGCUUCACAGGGAGUUGCUAACAUGCCGCCGCAGGUUGCAUGUCGGAGGAGCCCGCACAGCGCUCUUUAACUGGCUCUUUGCCAAGUCACAGGGCGGAGAACUGAUCCUGCGAGUCGAGGACACGGACAUCGCGAGAUCGACUAAGGAGUCCGAAGAUAAGAUUCUGGAGGGCCUGAAGUGGUGCGGCAUCAGCUGGGAUGAGGGCCCUGACGUGGGUGGUGAACAUGGGCCCUAUCGACAGUCUGAGCGAAUCAAGGCUGGAAUUUACGAAAAGAAGCUGGAAGCCCUCAUGGCGGAAGGCCACGCGUACCGAUGCUUCCUCUCGCCAGAGGAGCUGGAUGAGAUGCGAGCUGAAGCUGAGAGAAACGAGCAGGCUUUCGUCGUGCAGAGUCCCUGGGCGAAUGCAUCGGAGGAGGAGGUGCAGGCCAUGAUCGACCAGGGCAAGCCAUACGUUUACAGAUUCAGGGUGCCUUUUGACAGGGAGAUUGUGGUGGAUGAUCUGGUUCUUGGGGAGGUGAUCUGGAACUCUGACGAUCUCGGCGGCGACUUCGUCAUUGUCCGUCAGAAUGGCAUGCCCAUGUAUAAUUUUGGCGUCGUAGUGGAUGAUGCUUCCAUGGGCAUCACCCACGUUCUGAGAGCCCAGGAGCAUCUGAUGAACACGCCUCGUCAGAUUUUGAUGUACGAAGCUCUGGGCCUGAAAGUGCCCACCUUUGGCCACAUGCCAUUGAUCCUGGCGCCGGACCGCACCAAGCUGUCGAAGCGACACGGGGCUGUAUCGGUCGGCGAGUACCAGAAGCGCGGAUACCUGCCAUCUGGCAUGGUAAAUUACCUGGCACAGCUGGGCUGGAACGAUGGGACCAAGCAGGAGAUCUACACCAUCCAUGAACUGCUCGAGGCCUUCAAGAUGGAGCGCAUGAGCAAGGUGGCUGCCAUUUUUGACACAGACAAGUUCAAGUGGGUGAAUGGGCAUCACGUGCGGCGGCUUGACGAUGACGAGGCCUUGGAGCUCAUUGGAGCUCGCUUGAAGGAGCACGGCCUUGUGAAAGAGGUCUCCGGCGAGUUCGUGCGCAAGGCGUCGCAGCUGCUUAGAGAUCGAAUAAGCACCCUCGAAGAAGCGGUGGAGGAGCUGGUCUCGAUGCUCGAGUUUGACCUUGAGGGAAUGAUGGCGAAGGAUGUGGCCAAGCCGUACAUGGAGGAUGGUGCGCUCCACGAGACUGCGCGGCUGCUCUUGCACGCGAAGGAGCAGGGUGACUUCGAUGGCAUCGGGAAGGAUCCCCAGGUGAUGAAGAAGAUCGCCCAGGGCAUCGGCAAGGCACGUGGGGGUGUGAAAAAGAAGGCCCUGCUUGUCCCAUUUCGGCUGUGCUUGACCUCCUCGGAUCAAGGCCCAGACAUGAACAUAUUCUUCGAGAUGUUGCAGGAAGUGGAUGACAACGUGCUUUGCAAGUGUGUCUCCUUGGAGGAGCGACUGGAAAUGCUGAAGGACAAGUUUGAGCUGGACCAGCCCGUGCCGUGUUAA